This is a messenger RNA of Paramuricea clavata, 942 nucleotides long. Lineage: Eukaryota; Metazoa; Cnidaria; Anthozoa; Malacalcyonacea; Plexauridae. The record is from the annotation of a GenBank genome assembly.
AUGGGCUACAAAAAUGUCAGUGAUAAAAACCUAUCCGACAAACUGGAGUUAAAUCAACGUCCUGAAAAUUAUUCAGGUGUGAUUGUGCCUCGAGUUAAUUCAGAAAUUUGGUCAAACCUUGACAAGUUUUAUAAGCGCAGGGAUCUGCGAACUAGUAAUGUUCAGAAGAACCUGGCAAAAGCAGGGAGCUCUUUAAUUUAUACCACCAAUAAGCUCCUUCACUCACGGCAAAAUGGCAAUCAGGUGGACUCCACCGAAUUUAUCAAAUCAAAUAUGGAAAUUAUGGCAAUUCUGGGACAUGCCUUAGUUGAUUUGUCCCAUCAUCGCAGAGAAGCUAUCAAACCAAAUCUUAAUAAAGAGUUUGCUGCUCUAUGUUCAGAGCAGGUACCACCAGUCACUGCAAACCUAUUUGGUGACGAUUUGCAAAUUGAGUGCAAUAAUAUUAAGACCACAAAUAAACUUCGCCAGUCGGCCUUGGCCAAUAAAGGUCGGGAUAAUUUUGACAGAAGGCGACCCGCUAUGCAGCCAUCACUUCAGCGAGUCUCCGCGGAGGCCUUUUUUAUCCAAAAGGAAACCAUGGCAGAACAACAAGCCAUGGUUUCCCAAAUCAUUCUCACAAAAGCAACGCCAGUAAGAUCAAGAGCUGAACGAAAUGGACCAAACUCAAUUGUUAUGGUAAGUUUUCAUAAACAAUAUGUUGCUACUUUAAUAAAGGACUUACAUCAAAAAGUUAAUUGUUUUGAAGCUGUGAGAAUUUCUCAGUGCAUUGGCGAAUGGAGAAAGAUUACAUCUGACCAAGAAAUUUUAGAUAUGGCCAAUGGUUAUACCAUUGAAUUAAUAGAGGGACCCCCUCCUCAUAAUAAUCAGUCAAAAUAUGAAUUUAGUUCGUUCGAAAAGAGGUUAUUGAGCUUGAAAUAUCUAAGCUUAUUACUAAAAGCGUAA